UCUCUUCUCUGCUUUCUUCUUCUAGUCUCUGAAGUCUGAGAUGACGACCGUCGUGUUGCCGGAAGAGAUGCUUAACCCGAUCCCGUCGUCGGCGAUGGUGACCGCCUCUUACCCGCCGCCUCGAAGCGCCGCGUCGACGGCCAACUAUAAGAAACUUAUGAGCCAUGCCGAUCAGCUUAGCAAAACAUGCAGAGCAUCAUCGUGGUUGGAAUCGAUGAGAGACUCUUCUCCGACACAUUUAAGAGUCGACAGUGAUUGGAGCAGGAGGUACCCGUCGGCAUUGAGCAGGUUCGAAGAGAUAACGGCGGCGGCUAUGCGAAAGAAGAUAGUCGUGUUUCUUGACUACGAUGGGACUCUUUCUCCCAUUGUUGAGGAUCCGGACUCCGCCUUCAUGUCUGAAUCGAUGAGAUCUGCAGUGAAAGGUGUGGCUAAGUAUUUCCCCACUGCUAUUGUGACCGGGAGGUGCAUAGAUAAGGUGUUUAGCUUUGUGAGAUUAGAGGAGUUAUUCUAUGCGGGAAGCCAUGGAAUGGACAUCAAAGGGCCUACAAAAUGCCCUAAACACGUAAAUGCUCAGGCACAAUCAAUGCUUUGUCAACCUGCAAGUGAGUUCUUGCCAAUGAUUAAUGAGGUCUACGAUUUACUUUUGGAGAAAACCAAAUUGAUCCCUGGUUGCAAGGUUGAGAACAAUAGAUUCUGCUUAUCAGUUCACUUUCGAUGCGUGGAAGAAAAGAGAUGGAGUGGGCUUGUUGAAGAAGUUAGAUCUGUGCUUGCCAUCUAUCCCGAUCUCCGAUUAACUCAAGGAAGAAAGGUGUUGGAGAUUCGCCCUACAAUUGAAUGGAACAAAGGCAAAGCGCUCGAGUUCUUAUUAGAAAAGCUUGGAUUUGACAAUUGUGAGGACAUUUUGCCCAUCUAUAUUGGGGAUGACCGCACCGACGAAGAUGCAUUUAAGGUUUUGCGUGACAGAGAGCAAGGAUUUGGUAUUUUAGUUUCCAAAUUUUCAAAGGAAACUAAUGCCACUUACACCCUCAAAGAGCCAUCUGAGGUCAGAGAUUUUCUUCAUCGAUUGGCUGAGUGGAAGCGGUUUUCUCUGAAGGCCAGGUUAAGGGUGUAAAUAAUACAGUUUCAAAGUUUCUUUCUGUUAAUAAUCCUCACGCAAUAGGAAAGUUUUCAAAGGGAAUGGCAGGAGAGGUUUUUCAUCCUUCUCUUGUUAUUCUUUUCAUGUGUCUUCCUGUGGGGGACUUAGAAGAGCUGAGUAUAUACAAUGUUGUUAACUCUCAUGUCCCCCAUAAGAGAAGUUCUUAGAAUUUAGAAGCCUUUUGUAAUUAUGCUUUAAGCAAUGAAAUGAGAAA
This is a messenger RNA of Phalaenopsis equestris, 1349 nucleotides long. RefSeq names its product probable trehalose-phosphate phosphatase 6. The record is from RefSeq and is a predicted model, not a curated record. Lineage: Eukaryota; Viridiplantae; Streptophyta; Magnoliopsida; Asparagales; Orchidaceae. Gene Ontology annotation, molecular function: trehalose-phosphatase activity. Gene Ontology annotation, biological process: trehalose biosynthetic process. Bases 41 to 1111 code for a protein of 356 amino acids. The transcript has 11 exons.